Messenger RNA from Manis javanica (Malayan pangolin), 1784 nucleotides. Lineage: Eukaryota; Metazoa; Chordata; Mammalia; Pholidota; Manidae. The record is from RefSeq and is a predicted model, not a curated record.
AUGACAGACAGGAGGCUUGCGGAGAAGUUCCCAAAUGGGGCACCCACUAUUCUGGAAUACGUUGGGCGCUUGCCUAGAUACAACUCCCUCCCACACACCCCACCCCCGGAGGAGCUGAGCCCGACGGACCCCGCAAAGAUCGGGCAAAGAACAAGGGCGCCGACCGCCUGCAAAGUGGCUGCCGGUACGGAUUCGCGACGAUCGCAGCGCCUCUCCCCGCACAGGCGCAGGAAGAGGAAGCCUCCUCCCGUCCUAGCGUCUUCCCCAAGUUGCCCGGUCUCUCCACGACUUCUCAGGGGUACUUCACCGCAUCACGCCGAUGCCCGCAGGUCGCCCCAGGGCGCACCACCUUUGUUAGGUGUCUGCGUUAGGACGGGCGACGCCUCGGCGCAAGGAGGGCUUGCCCUGGGGCGAGGCGCAAACGCGGCGCUCGGGUUCCCGGGCCCCUGCCUGAGACCCAGGAAGCCGACGCGGCCCCCUGAAACCUCCCACUUGCACUGCGCGCCCGCAGAGCGCCCGCAAGUCCCAGCCCCGCGGCCACUUCCCCGGCGUGGCCCGAGACCCGCGCUCUCGGGCACAGCGGCCGGGCGCACCCCAGCUCUUCCAGCGCUCUACGCCGGCCUCCGGGUGAGGCGGUGGCCACCGUGCCUUCUGCCGGGCCCGCCUCUCCCGCGCCCACGCGGGUUCCUUACUCGGGAGAACACUGGCCGAUGGACAGACGCCCAGCGACACCGGAUCCCAGACUGGCCACAGCGCCAGGGAAAGCACGACAGACAGCUACCCACGUCCACUGCCGGCCCUCGACCCUUUCUUACCUGCCUGCACGGUAUCAGAGAGGUCGUGCCCAGGGGCUGCUGUCCUGGGAAACUCCUUCAAUUUCCUGGCGCUGAGGUUCAGCCCCCCGGAGUUGGCCGCUUCCUCCAGGGCGCGCUCGAGCCCCCGGUUCAAGGGCAGGUUGAAGACCCCGCCGCCGCCGCCGCCGCCGCCGCCUCCCCCGACCCCGCCGCUGGACCCGGUUCCUGCGUGUGCCUAUUAAACAAAGAAACCACAAAACCUGGGCAUCAAGAUUCUCCAAGAAGCUGCCUUCUAGAGCCAUUCUCUGAAUAACGUUGGAGGAGCUGCCUGUGAAUGAACAAGUUAUAGAAGCUUUAAUGUUUGUCCUAUUUUAUAAAUAUAAUUGUUCUCAUGAUAAAAUGCCAAUUUUAUGUACUUUUUUAUUUUUGAACAUUUUUAAAAAGUAUGUAUAUGAGAUAUAAUAGCAGAAAGACAUGUUAAUGUAAAACUUAUCAGUCAUAAUAGCAUUUUGAAAGAACCUGUGAGGAAGAUUUAGCUUGUACCCCUCAGGGCAAGAAGCUGAUUGUAAUGAAAAGAAUUUCUUUGACUUAAUGAGGUUGACAUUCCCUUAAAUAAGUUAUAAGGAAAAAAAUGUCAGAAGGACCAAUACCUGACCUUCUGUUUCCUGUGUGGUAGUUUCUUAAGUUUCUGGAAAGUAAGAACUGAAGGGUACCAGAUAACAGGACUUGAAUUUGUAAAGAAAUGUAUUUUUAAGCAACUGGCUUUUUAAAGAUAUGAAUGUAAAUAUUAGAUCAUAGAUAAUAUUAGAUAAUAGCUUGACUUGGUUAGGUUCCCCUAAAUAUUUUACCUACUCAUUAUAUUAUGUUAUUGGUUUAUAAUAUAAUGCAUAUUAUGCUAUUGGUCUGUAUUAUAAUGAUUACAUGACAUAUUUAAAGGCACCAAUUAUUUCUUUAUAAAUAAAUAGUUUAUCUUACGUGGAUAAAAUUGAA